AUACAAUAAAACUCUUUGUGAAACAUUUCCCUUUAGAAAAAAAUGCAGAAACAGAGCGUAAUGUAUCAAUAUCUGGCUGCGAUAAUUGUUGGCUUAUUUAAAUUGACCGAUGGAAUGCUAAUCGGUUGGAUGUCACCCAAUAAAAGUCUACUGGAGUCCGACGAAACGCCAUUAACUUUCGGUAAACUCAAUGAGGAACAAACUACAUGGAUUUCAUCAAUGAUGCCCAUUGGUGGUACGACUGGUACCAUAGUUUUCGGUUUCAUUGUGAACAAGUUUGGACGGAAAUUUCCUUUGAUUGCGUUGAUCGUUCCAUCGAUAAUUGGCUGGCUGCUACUCAUAUUUCCACAAAACGUCUACUAUUUUUACCUGGCUCGAUUCGUUCAAGGAUUCACCAUUGGUGCAUCGUAUGUUGUCACACCCGUUUAUUUAUUAGAAAUAGCUGAUGAUCGGGUACGUGGUCUUUUGGGUGCGUCCCUUAUAAUCAAUGAGAACAUUGGCGUUUUGCUGGGAUAUGCAUUGGGAGGCUUUUGCCAUUACAGCAUACUACCAGCGGUUGCAAUUGGCCUAAAUGUGUUGUUCGUGGCAUUUUUCGUUUGGUUUCCGGAGACUCCAGCUUUCCUUUUGAAACAAGACAAAAUAUCGCAAUCAGAAAAAUCAAUUCGAUUCUACCGGAAUGUACGAAACAGCCCAGACGACGCAGAUGAUGUCGUUGAACUGGUAAUGGGCAAAUUAAAACGAGCCAUCACAUCGAUGGACUCCGCAAAUGUUGAUGGAAAUCGAUUGAAAAUGUCAGAUGUAACGACCCGACCAGGCAGCAAAGCUUUGCUCAUUGCAACAGUUUUGGUGAUGUUGAGUCAGCUGAGUGGCGUCUUUGCAAUGUUAAACUAUGCAUCGGACAUAUUCAAGAAGUCUGGAUCGAAAUUGUCACCAAAUUUGUCAUCCGUCCUCGUGCAAGGUGUUCAAACUGUUGGCGUAUGUGUUGUUUCUACCCUAGUCGAACGAGCUGGACGAAGAUUCCUUUACUUAACAUCGACCAUAGGAACAGCACUUGGUUAUGUAGUUAUGGGCGUGUAUUUGCUGCUGAAAUUCACGGGCUAUGAAGUCGAACCAUUCAAUUGGAUUCCAAUGGUAUGCGUUUCGUACAUUCUCUUCAUUUCAUCGUGGGCCGUUUCGUCGCUUACCUUCGCAGUUUCAGCUGAGCUAUUGCCACAAAAGUUAAGAGAAUUAGGCAUAACAUACUGUGCCAUUCUGUUAGGGCUUCUUGCAUUCCUUGUUCUUAAAUUCUACAUAGCUUUGGGAGAUGCAAUCGGAGAGCACAACCUGAUGUUUAUCUUUGCCGGUGCUUGCGUUUUAGGUGCCAUAUACAUACAUGUUGCUCUGCCAGAAAUAAAGGGCAGAAGCUAUGAAGACAUCAUGAAUAAGUUGCGCUGAAAAUCGUGUGACUGUGAUUGUGGCUGACUCUAAAUGAAUAGAGUUAGAAUCAUGCAAUUUUUUGAAUCAUUUUUUUUAGGUUGUGAUAUAAGCUCUU
Molecule: messenger RNA, 1531 nt
Organism: Bradysia coprophila
Lineage: Eukaryota; Metazoa; Arthropoda; Insecta; Diptera; Sciaridae
Product: facilitated trehalose transporter Tret1-like
Biological process (GO): transmembrane transport
Cellular component (GO): membrane
Molecular function (GO): transmembrane transporter activity
Source: RefSeq, a predicted model, not a curated record